Molecule: messenger RNA, 3754 nt
Organism: Brassica napus (rape)
Lineage: Eukaryota; Viridiplantae; Streptophyta; Magnoliopsida; Brassicales; Brassicaceae
Product: subtilisin-like protease SBT3.17
Exons: 4
Coding region: 1-1176 (391 amino acids)
Biological process (GO): proteolysis
Molecular function (GO): serine-type endopeptidase activity
Source: RefSeq, a predicted model, not a curated record
AUGAGGUACUGUUUUCUGAUUAGCAAUACAAGUUCUAAGGCGUGUCCUCUGGUCAUAAGUCUCGUGUUAAUCCUGAACGGAGUGUUUAUCUCUGCGGCACAAGUCAAUUUGUUGAAUAAGGUUCACAUUGUCCAUUUGGGAGCAAAGAAACAUGAUACUCCUGAGCUAGUUACUAAAUCACAUUACCAAGUUUUGGAACCAAUUCUUGGAAGCAAAGAAGCUGCACAGAAAUCUAUAGUAUACAAUUACAGGCAUGGUUUCUCCGGGUUUGCAGCAAAACUUACCGCGUCCCAAGCAAAGAACCUUUCAGAAACUCUAAAUAAAUUAAUAUUGAUUUGUUAUCUAUCAGCGCAUCCAGAGGUUCUUUGUGUUAUACCAAGUCGAACACUGAGGUUGAAAACAACAAGAACAUUCGAUUACUUAGGACUUCUACCUAGUUCUCCAAAAGGUCUUCUACAUGAUACCCGUUUGGGUAGUGAAGCUAUUAUCGGCAUCAUAGACUCAGGGAUAUGGCCAGAGGCAGAGUCAUUCAAGGACACAGGUCUAGGACCGAUCCCGCAACGUUGGAAAGGAAAAUGUGUGUCCGGGGAUGGAUUUGACGCCACGAAACAUUGCAACAAGAAGCUUAUAGGGGCUGAGUUCUACGUUGACAGUCUUGCAGCAGAGACGGACGGACGAUAUGAUUUCCAUGCAGACAAUGAGUAUAGAUCGGCUAGAGAUGGUGUAGGCCAUGGCACACAUGUGUCUGCGAUAGCAGCUGGUUCUUUUGUGGCGAACGCAAGCUAUAAAGGACUUGGUGGAGGAGCCGCUAGAGGCGUGGGUCCUCAUGCACGUAUAGCUAUGUACAAGACCUGCUGGGGAAAACUUGGAUGUCUCACACCUGAUGUACUCAAAGCAAUAGAUCAUAGCAUACGUGACGGGGUUGAUGUUAUAUCGAUUUCCAUCGGUGCUGACGCACCUGCCGGUUUCGAAAUUGAUACAAGCGAUGUAUCAUUUGGUUCAUUCCAUGCAGUGAUGAAAGGCAUUCCCGUUGUCUGUUCUGCUGGAAACGAGGGACCGAACGCUCAAACUGUUGAUAAUAUUGCUCCAUGGAUCAUAACCGUAGCUGCUACAUCCAUGGACCGCUCCUUCCCUGUCCCCAUCACUCUUGGAAAUAAUAUAACAAUCCUUGUAUGAUCACUUUCUCUUGAUUUCCAUAUUAUUUUUAUUUUAUGAUUUUCUUUUCAUUUUUUUACUAUGAUUUUUUUAUAAGUAUUUUUUUUUACUAUGAUUUGUGACUUUGUUCUCGUGGACUGUUUCAGGGUGAAGGUUUAAACACAUUCCCUGAAGUUGGAUUUACUGAUCUUUUAUUACAAGCGGAAUUGAUGGAAACCUCAAUCGCACAAGGGCAAAUUAAAGGAAAAAUCGUGCUUGCGUUUACUCCAAACAAUGAAGCGAUACAAAAGGCAGACCGUGUAUUGAAUGCUGGAUGUGCUGGCAUCAUCUAUGCACAAUCUGUAGUUGAUCCUACGAUUUGCAGUGGCCUAGAUGUUCCUUGCGCCGUUGUAGAUUACGAAUUUGGAACUGACAUGUUAUACUAUAUCGAGACCACCGAGUAAUAAAUUAAUGUUCACCAACGUUUUUAAUAUCAUCAUCACUUUUCUGUUUAUGACAAAGUAUUUUGACUUUGCAGUGUGCCUUUAGCAAAGCUAAGCACUUCCAAGACUCUUGUUGGUCGGCCUGUUGCAUCUAGAGUGGCUCGUUUCUCUUGUAGAGGACCUAAUUCAGUUUCCCCAGCAAUUCUAAAGGUUUGUCUCUUAUUAUUAUUUUUUUGUUGUUUCUUCAAAUAUAUUGAUGCUCAAAGUUAAUAGUAUUUGGUACUCUGCUGGAUAAUAAUGCAGCCAGACAUAGCAGCACCGGGUGUUAACAUUCUUUCUGCUGUACCUGAUGGGUAUAAGUUCAUGUCGGGAACAUCAAUGUCAACUCCUAUUGUGUCAGGAAUCGUUGGGCUAAUCAGACAAACCCGCCCUGACUGGUCUCCUGCUGCAAUCCGAUCCGCUCUUGUCACAACAGGUUCUCACUCUAAAACCAUACCCAACCAUAGGAUUUUCAAUCCGUAUUUUAGUUUAUUUCCAUGUAACCGGUUCUUGGGUUGAAAAGAAAAUACUUACGUAAAUUAACACAUAAUAAUCUACUAUGGAUCAACUUGGUGUUCUCUCUUUUUGUUUAGGCUUUCAUUUUUUGUUAUGUUAAGAUUAUAUUGGUUCGACUUAUACUAAAUAUUUCGAAAAGACACUAAACAUCUUUAGUUGCUCCGUUUUCUCUUAUUGAAAUGAAGCAUGGAGGACCGAUCCAUCUGGAGAGCCUAUAUAUUCAGAGGGAGCAACACGGAAACUUGCUGACCCGUUUGACUAUGGAGGAGGACUGAUCAACCCAGAGAAAGUCACAGACCCUGGACUUGUUUACGACUUGGGUUUGGAUGACUAUAUUCAUUACUUGUGUUCUGCGGAUUACUCUGAUAAUGAAAUUUCCCAACUAAUUGGGAAACUUAAUCAAUGCCCUUCGCCAAGGCCUUCUAUGCUCGACUUCAACAUGCCUUCGAUCACAAUCCCAAGUCUCACUGGAGAGGUCACCGUGACUAGAACAGUAACGAAUGUUGGAGCGGCUGGUUCGGUUUACAAACCCGUUGUUGAGCCUCCUUUUGGAAUAGAGCUUGAGGUGAAUCCAAAGACUCUUGUGUUUGAUUCCAACACAACGAAGAAUACAUUUAGUGUGAGAGUGAGGUCGAAUCAUAAAGUGAACGGGGACUUUUAUUUUGGGAGCUUGUGUUGGACCGAUGGAGCUCACAACGUUACUAUUCCUGUUUCCAUCAGGACAAAGAUCCUGAGGAAUUACGUUUAAUCAUUUUUCACUUGUAAUUAUAGUUUUUACCAUGGUAUGUUUCUGGAUCUUGAGAUUCUUUUACUAAUAAUUCAGAUUACAGUAUAUUUGGUUUAAACAUAUAUAUAAGAAAUAGUCAAUUUGCCAAAUAGCUAUAUUGGGUACCAAAUCAAACUAAUACGCAUACUAGUCCAGUGUUACAAAAAAUAGAGCAUACCAAUCCAAUAUUUAAGUCUAUAGACUAUAAGUAGAAGGAUUUUAAAACCAUGUUAAAUUUUCAGUUCUAAAUUGUUUGUAUCUAUCAUAUAAACCAUGAUAACUAUCUUAACAUCUUUCACCAAAAAAAAAAAACCUGAUAACUAUAAAAGCUCUUCUGAAUUGCAUACAUAUAGUAUGUGCAAUACACAACACACGCUUAGAGAAAACACUAUAUAUAUAUAUAUUUUUGGUCAAAAGAAAACACUAUAUUUAAAGUUUGAAGUUAUCCCAAGAUCAAGAAAGAAAAAAUAAAUGCAUCUUUAUUAUCAUAUUACACACAGAUAAACCCACAUCCAUAAACUUAACAAAAAAUAUAAGAAAUGGAAAAAUGAAAAGGGAAUAAUGGACCACCGAUGUGUGAACAAAGAUAUGAAAAGGUUGAAUUACAUAUAUCUUAGUGCUCAAAAUUUAUCCUUACAUUCUUUUUGCUCCCUUUAAUCUUUAUAAAAGCCUAUAGAUACAGACACAUACAUAUAUGUGCGUAUGCAUAUAUAUAGGUGGUUGCCAUGCUUACCCAACCAUCUGUCCUCAACUUUCAAUAACAUUUACUCUCUCAGACGGUAGACAAAGACAGAGAGAUAGACAAAAGAAACAGAGUAUAUGCUCUGUUUUGUUCAUUGAUAAAAAAAAAUAGUGU